AUGACGAGCAUGAUGUUUGUGGAUGUUAUGAAAAGUGAACUAGUGGAAGACACGAAGGGAGGAAGUAGGAGCAGGAGUAAGAACCGGCUAGCUCAAUUCUGUGAUGGUACUGAAGAUUUUGGUGUUAUGCAUGCCGAAAACCGCUCUUUACUACGGUUUCUGGGUGGAAAAGAAAGUUUUGAUUAA
Molecule: messenger RNA, 186 nt
Organism: Sclerotinia sclerotiorum 1980 UF-70
Lineage: Eukaryota; Fungi; Ascomycota; Leotiomycetes; Helotiales; Sclerotiniaceae
Exons: 3
Coding region: 1-186 (61 amino acids)
Source: RefSeq, a predicted model, not a curated record